AUGCGUGCCUGGAAGGCGGUGGCCAGCACGCUGGCGCUCAGCGGGGCCGAUGUGGUGGUCACCACGCUGCUCUACGCCCACGGCCGGGGCGGCCGGGAUGUCCUGCAGGACCUGCGGCACUUCAACAUCUUUAACUCACUGCUGGACAUCUGGGGGGGCUGCCUCUACCGCAGCUGUGUGCUGCUGGGGGCCGCCAUUGGGGUGGCCACCAACACGGCCUACGGCCCCCGGCGCCUCAGGGCAUCGCGGACCUUCAUCGCCGUUGUCUGCCUCCUCAUGGGUAUCUACAUGAUGGUGAAGCUGCUGCUCUACUCGGAGGUGCGGAGGACCAUCAGGGACCCCUGGUUCUGGGGGCUCUUUGCCUGGACCUAUGUGGCGCUGGCGGCCACCUUCGGGCUGUGGCAGCUGCUGGCCUGUGUCACCUCCUCCCGCGAGGCGCUGGGGCCCAGCUCCGAGUCCCGCGCCGAGGCAGAGGAGAGCUGUGACGGCGGUGCCCCAAGGGACAAGCGGGAGGAGGCGGCGGGUCCCACCAUCCAUAAGCUGCUGUCCUACACCAAGCCGGAUGCCUUCUUCCUGGGCAUUGCCUCCUUCUUCCUCCUCGUGGCCGCACUGGGGGAGACCUUCCUGCCCUACUACACGGGGCUGGCCAUCGACGGCAUCGUGGUGCAGAAGAGCAUGGACCGCUUCUCCACGGCAGUGCUGGUCAUGUCGCUGCUUGCCAUAGGAAGCUCAUUUGCCGCAGGUAUCCGGGGUGGUGUUUUUACGCUCAUAUUUGCAAGACUGAACAUUCGCCUUCGCAACUGCCUCUUCAGGUCGCUGGUGUCUCAGGAGAUGAGUUUCUUUGAUGAGAAUCGCACAGGGGAUGUCAUCUCCCGCCUGACAUCGGACACGACCAUCGUGAGCGACCUGGUCUCCCAGAACAUCAACAUCUUCCUGCGCAAUGUGGUGAAGGCCACAGGGGUGAUCUUCUUCAUGUUCAGCCUCUCCUGGAAGCUCUCGCUCGUCACCUUCAUGGGCUUCCCCAUCAUCAUGCUGGUGUCUGAUGUCUAUGGGAAGUACUACAAGAAGCUCUCCAAGGACGUGCAGAACGCCCUGGCCAAGGCCAACAACACUGCUGAGGAGACCAUCUCGGCCAUGAAGACCGUCCGCAGUUUUGCCAACGAGGAGGCAGAGGCGAACGUGUACUGGCAGAAGCUGCAGCAGGUGUACAAACUCAACAAGCGGGAGGCCAUGGCUUACACCUACUACGUCUGGUCCAGCGGGCUGACCCUCCUGAUCGUCCAGGUCAGCAUCCUUUACUACGGUGGGCACCUCGUGAUCUCUGGGCAAAUGACAAGCGGAAACCUGAUAUCCUUCAUCAUUUAUGAGUUCGUCUUAGGAGACUGCAUGGAGUCUGUCGGCUCUGUCUACAGCGGCCUGAUGCAGGGAGUGGGAGCUGCCGAGAAGGUGUUCGAGUUCAUCGACCGCAAGCCAACCAUGGUGAAUGACGGGUCGCUGGCCCCAGACCAUGUGGAUGGGAAGGUGGAGUUCAGAAAUGUGACAUUUUCCUACCGCACUCGCUCUGCAACGCAGGUUCUCCAGAAUGUGUCCUUCACCCUGCACCCUGGCAAAGUGACAGCGCUGGUGGGUCCUUCGGGGAGCGGGAAGAGCUCCUGUGUCAACAUCCUGGAGAACUUCUACCCUCUGCAAGACGGGCAGGUGCUGCUGGACGGGCGUCCCAUUAACAUGUACGAUCACAAGUACCUGCACUCAGUGAUCUCCCUGGUAAGCCAAGAGCCAGUGCUGUUCGCCCGCUCUAUUGCGGAUAAUAUUUCUUACGGCUUAACUUCAGCCUCCUUCGAGUCGGUUGUUCAGGCUGCCCAGAAGGCCAACGCACACGCCUUCAUCACGGAGUUACAAGACGGCUACCACACAGAGGCAGGUGAAAAAGGAGCCCAGCUGUCAGGUGGCCAGAAGCAGAGAGUGGCAAUUGCCAGGGCCUUGAUCCGAACCCCCCCCAUCCUAAUCCUGGAUGAAGCCACAAGUGCAUUGGAUGCGGAGAGUGAACAUGCGAUUCAGCAGGCGAUUUACGGCGACUUGCAGAACCACACGGUGCUUGUCAUAGCUCACAGGCUGAGCACUGUCGAGAAGGCACACAACAUCAUUGUGCUGGACAAGGGCCGCGUGGUGCAGCAGGGCUCGCACAAGGAGCUGAUGGAAGAAGGAGGCCUUUAUUCCAAGCUGGUGCAGAGACAGAUCCUGGGGUUGGAGGGAGGCGGUGCCGACAGUCGCCAACCCGCAGCCCGGGGGGAUUCAGCGAAGGCGCCCAGCGGGCUGGAGGAAGAGUUCAGGAUAGACCAUUCCCUGCCGGCCGUGGCACAGGACGAUUACAACACCACAGCUCACAAGUGA
Molecule: messenger RNA, 2391 nt
Organism: Nipponia nippon (crested ibis)
Lineage: Eukaryota; Metazoa; Chordata; Aves; Pelecaniformes; Threskiornithidae
Source: RefSeq, a predicted model, not a curated record